CGUGACGUCACCACAACAAUGACAAUCAAAUGACGUUGUCUUCAUCCUUAAAUAGUGCGCGGACAAUCAAAGUGAUGUCAUACUUAUCUUCGUUGGUAUAUCGGGGUACGUAGUUAGCCGAACAACGAGUGUUUCCCGGAACUACCAUCAAGGGGUGCUCGUUCCACUUCCAGCAGGCAGUUUGGAAGAAGAUCGGGGAUUUCGGCCUAAGGACCACAUACAUGGAGCGGGCUACAAUAUACCACUACCUCCGACAGAUCAUGAUGCAUUUGAGGAACUAUCUCAAAGUGCCAACACAGAUUAACUUCGCAGUCUGGUCAGUUACAUGGAGAGACAGUGGAAGAAACAUUCUAUCUUUGAUAUCCCCUCCUGGUCCAUGUUUGGUAUCACCAUCAAAACAAACAACGAUGUUGAAGAGUAGUAAAUGGGAUGCCAGACUACAGGAGUUGUGGCAGCAGUACCGAGACAAGGAAAUCAAGACUGGAGCCUUGUUGGCUGAGUGUGCCAAGCUCUUUGGCUCUGUGAUUGACACUGUUGCUCCACCUCAGCCAGCAGGUCAAGUCACACGGUUGUAGAGAAUUGUUGAUAUCCUUGUGAUGAACUGUGUAUGACUGUGAAUGUGAUCAGUGACCAUAAAUAUUAUGGUAUAUAGUGUAAAUAAUGUAUGUCUUUGUAAAUAUUUUUAACAUGUAUGUCCAACAA
Molecule: messenger RNA, 702 nt
Organism: Dreissena polymorpha
Lineage: Eukaryota; Metazoa; Mollusca; Bivalvia; Myida; Dreissenidae
Exons: 3
Coding region: 222-575 (117 amino acids)
Source: RefSeq, a predicted model, not a curated record